CUGCAGGAAGUACAUGCACGUUCUCUUCUGUCUGUCAAACGUGACUGAGUGGCUUAGUUUGACCCCAUCUCUGCGCCUGGGAUGGCCCUGUUGGUGGAUCUGCGUCUGGGCUGCAGCCCUGAACACACCGGCUCCUUUCUGCUGAAGGACACAGAACUGCAGGUCUUCCUGCUGUGCGGGGAUCGUUUCCGGGACACACCGGACACCUUUCUGACCUCCAGUAGACAGACGCACGUUUUGGACUGCCGCUCCACCACAGAGAGUUUGUACCAACUCAAGCAGACCGUGGACCGGCUUGACCUAAGCGUGAUCCGGGUCCUCACGAGUCCACAAGGUCGAGCCGAACUGAGCCACUACCAGAGGCUGCUGUUCACCGACGUUUACAAAUUUGAUUAUGCCGUGACACCUCUGGACACAACCAUGUGUCCGAGCGGCACAGGCUCCGCCCACAAAGACACACCUGGACAGAGGAUCGAGGCAGAAGUUUCAGCGUUUCUGCAGCAGCUGCCCGGACUGCACGGGGAUGUCAGAGUGCUGAAGUCAACGCUGAUUCCAGGCUGUUUCGGACACGGCUUCAGCACUCGUACAGGUGGUGUGUCUUACAUCCCAACCCUGUCCUCCAUGAAUCUGUUUUGCAGCAGCAGGAGGAGGGACCCUGUUGCCGUAGUGACAGAGAACAGACGCAGACUGGCUGUUCAUGCCGGUUUCCACCCUUUGCCUCUGCGUAUGGUGAAGGUGAAUCAUGCCAGUGAUGUAUGGGUUAUGGGGAAAGCUGAGCCAGAGAGCUAUGAUGCCCUGGUGACCGAUCAAAGAGGGGUUGUUUUAGCAGCUCCAGGUGCAGACUGCAUGCCCAUCCUGUUCUCUGAUCCGGUUAAAAAGGUCAUUGGUGCUGCUCAUGCAGGUUGGAAAGGGACACUGAUGGGGGUUGCCAUGGCAACAGUGAAUGCCAUGGUGAUGGAGUUUGGCAGCAGAGCAAGCGACAUCAGGGUGGCAGUGGGACCAUCAGUGGGUGUUUGCUGCUUCACCUUGGACAGAGAGCAGGCGCUGGAGUUCAGACAAAUCCACACGGAUUGUGUCCCCGAUCCCAAGUCAGCCAAACCUCACGUGGACAUCCGGCUCGCCAAUAGGGUUCUUCUCCAGAAAGGGGGGGUCCUGCCAGAGCAAAUCCAUGACAACUUGGUGAUGGAGCAACCCAGCGUGACACCCUGCACCUCGUGUCACCCUGAAGAUUUUUUCUCUCAUGUUCGAGAUGGUCUGAACUUUGGUACUCAGGUAGGCUUCUUGUGGAUCAAAGAGGCAGAAGAGCAGACCGGAACUCCUGAAGGGCCACAUGGAUCCAUGUGAGGGUCAUGAAGAUGACAUCAUCAAAAAGGCUAGAAAUGAAGAGGCUCUUUUACAGAACAAGGUGGCAGCAAACAAACUUUAGAUAAGUGUGAAGAUGUUUCAGGUUGGUGCGUGAUCGCACUGCCCAGCUCAGCACAGCAGGGAUCCUCCAGUAAAACUGAAACCUCAGAUGCUGAAGGAUCAAACCAUCUGCACGCACCUUUACAGCAUUUGUGAGAAACUUCAAUAUUUCAGAGUAACCCUUGUGCUAUCCUAGAUACUUUAACAUUGGGAGUUGGGUCAUGUAGACCCCACAAGACAGUGUGCUGAACCUUUUUCUACAAUGAUUUGUGCUCUUCACUGGUGUCCAUGGAUUACAUGAAAUCCUCUUCACCUUUAUCCACCUUUGUUGUGGUAGGGAUAACACGUCAAUGUAAGAGUGGGGUCAUAGGAUAGCACAAGGAAUAAUGCAGCAUUUUAAUGGGUUAAAAAGCUUAAAAUGGCUUAAAACGUGUGUGUUGUUCUUCUGUCAACCAAUGUCAAAUAAACAGUUUAUUCCAUA
Messenger RNA from Oryzias latipes (Japanese medaka), 1885 nucleotides. It is a transcript of the gene lacc1, whose product is annotated as laccase (multicopper oxidoreductase) domain containing 1. The record is from RefSeq and is a predicted model, not a curated record. Gene Ontology annotation, molecular function: copper ion binding. Lineage: Eukaryota; Metazoa; Chordata; Actinopteri; Beloniformes; Adrianichthyidae.